UGAUCAGUAUUGUAUCCCAUCUUUCCCAUAUAGCAGAAGGCUGACAAAGCCUUCUCCUUCUUCCUCCUCCUCUUCCGCAGCCAUGGAAGCUUCUUCUCAGCCACUGUCCAUAGAAAGCUUCUCAUACAGGUGGUUGGUGAACAUCAGAUCAUCCUUUGAAAGCCGUCCUAACUCCUUCAGAACCUCUCUUGAUGAAGCUUCCUUCAUUGAGAUGGAUCCCACAAUGCCACCCUCCAAGAGAUUCUUGAUCUCCUCCUCUCGCCCUUCUCACGACUUCAACUUCCCCUCUCCGUCCCCGUCCCCGUGUCUACCUCUCGUCCACGCUGAUCAGCUCAUCUCUAAUGGCUACCUCCUCCCUGCGUACACGCCGAGUGCCGCUGCUUCACCCGUCGUCAAGCCACUGGCAAAACUGGACUCGUCGUGUUCAUUGAGAAAGUCGUGCCGGAGAUUAUCAAGGCAGGUUUUUGAGAAAUAUUUGAACUUUUUUAGGCCAAUUUGCAGAAGAAUUCAAGGGAAAGUGGAGAAAUUGUUCCAUGGAGGAUCUAGCCGCCCAAUUUCAAGAGAAACCCAGCAGUGGAGAAGAUCUUGUGAUUCUGAGAGCUCAAUUUAUGAUGCAGUUCUCCACUGCAAAAGGUCCAUAGGGAAAUGAAGAUGAUGAAGAUGAUGAAGAUGAUGAACAUGAUGAACAUGAUGAACAUAGGGGGCAGUAGAGUUGUUGAUUGUCUGUUUUGUUUGAAUGGUGAUGUUUUUUGUGUUUGUGAGUAAAGAGGAAGGAGAAAUUGUGGGCAUUGAUAUUAAAUAUUGGCUGCCUUUAUUCCUUUGUGGAACACGAACCAUAAAUUGAAGAGGGAAAAUCUCUCCCUUUCUCCUUUUUUGGUGUUGGAUCACACCCACACUUCUCCUAUUUCAAACUUUUGUGUCAUAAAUACAAUCAAACAAUGAAGGCUCUCUCUUGAUUUUGACUUCUAAA
This is a messenger RNA of Cucurbita maxima (winter squash), 970 nucleotides long. RefSeq names its product probable membrane-associated kinase regulator 6. The record is from RefSeq and is a predicted model, not a curated record. The coding region runs from base 83 to 649 and encodes 188 amino acids. The transcript has 3 exons. Lineage: Eukaryota; Viridiplantae; Streptophyta; Magnoliopsida; Cucurbitales; Cucurbitaceae.